AUGUCGAACGGACCUUCCCUGGUUGUGCCCCCCAAGAGGCCAACCAAGCACCUUCGGAGACUCAGCUCCAGCGAUGCCACCGUGAAUGAGCUCAACCUGCGCUCUCCAACCGUUGUCGUUCCGCCCCAGCAUCUCAUGGCUCCUUCCGACGCCCACGAAACGGCUGCGGCAUUCGAGCUUGCCAGACACGAGAUUGAGGACGAUGCCGGCCUGGACUUACCACCUGAGACCCCUCCAGACACGAACGUGACCGACAAGUUUGCCUAUGCCUUCGAUAUUGACGGUGUCCUGAUUCGCGGUGGCGAGCCUCUUCCUGCCGCGGUGAAAGCCAUGCAGGUACUCAAUGGCAAGAAUCAAUGGGGCAUCAAAGUCCCCUACAUUUUCGUGACCAAUGGAGGUGGCAAGACCGAGCAAGAACGUUGCCUCCAGUUGAGCAAGCAACUUGAGUUGGAAGUUUCACCUGGUCAAUUCAUCUGCGGCCACACACCUAUGAGGGAGAUGGCCGAAAAAUACAACACCGUUCUUGUGGUUGGUGGCGAGGGAGAGAAGUGCCGCCAAGUAGCGGAGGGAUAUGGCUUCAAAGAUGUGAUCACACCAGGCGAUAUUAUCAAGGACAACCCGGACACCACACCUUUCCGCAAGCUCACCGACGAAGAGAUGAGCAAUUCGCGCAAGAGGAACUAUGGCGAAAUCAAGAUCGAGGCCAUUUUCGUCUUCGCUGACAGCCGCGACUGGGCUGGCGAUCAGCAAAUCAUUCUCGACCUGCUCAUGUCCAAGGGCGGCUAUCUAGGCACACGAUCGGAGACUUUCGACGAAGGUCCGCCAAUCUUCUUCUCUCACAACGACAUGGUCUGGUCGACUUCUCACGAUCUGACUCGCCUGGGUAUGGGUGCUUUGCGCUUGUCCCUCGAGGCUAUGUUCAAGGCAGUCACCGGCAAAGAAUUGAACACUACCGCUUUCGGCAAGCCUCAGAUUGGCACUUUCCAGUUCGCGACCAGACUCCUCCAGCGAUGGCGAAAGGAUACGCACGGCAUUGAUGCUCCACCAGAGACCGUCUACUUUGUCGGCGAUACUCCCGAAUCAGACAUUCGCGGCACCAACGAGUUCAACAAGCAGGCCGAGAACUCGUGGUAUUCCAUCCUAGUUGAGACGGGUGUCUAUCAAUCUGGCACCAAGCCAACCUUCGAGCCCAAGGUUACCGUCGAAAACGUGCUCGACGCAGUUAACCACGGUAUCGAGCGCGAAAUGCAGCGGGAACAGCAGAAGCACUUCAAGGAAGCUCUUGAUCUCGCUGUAGAAAAGUUGAACGGCACAUCUAUCCACCAUGGUAUCGAGCCGGUCACCAACGGAACUGCUGUCGCCGCACAAUAG
This is a messenger RNA of Lecanosticta acicola, 1371 nucleotides long. The record is from the annotation of a GenBank genome assembly. NCBI's taxonomy places the organism in Eukaryota, Fungi, Ascomycota, Dothideomycetes, Mycosphaerellales, Mycosphaerellaceae.